CUCGACAAGGCUUCGACCGCAAACUCCCGACUCUCUCCCUCUCUCUCUCUCUCCCUCGGCUCUGCAUCGGGAGAAGUGCCUCGUCUCCUUGCAUCGACAUGGCUCAACGAGGACACGUACCGCGUUUCGGUGAUUGGAACGAGAACGCUGCCUACACGAUAUGCUUCGACACGGCACGCAAGGGGAAAGUUGCCGGAGGCAACAUCGUCAACCCAAAUGAUCCAGAGCAGAGCCCUGAGCUCCACAAGCCUGCUGCAAUGGCUGCUGCAGAACCCCAGCAUCCUAAGCAAGGCCGCGGGGACAAGGCCGUGGAGUUCAAUAUCGCGAAUCAGCAUCAUCAGGGAGCAAAUUAUGUCAGGGAAGAGAGGAGGGAAGAGAGGCAAUUCCAAGGAUACCCACAAGCUGCACCGCAGCCUCGAGGUAGCGGUGGUCAGAGAACAGGGGCACGCAGGAACCCAGGUGAAGCUGGCUAUGUCCGGUCUCCAUCGCCGGUAACACAGGGUAGAGCAGCAAAUUCUCGACAAAAUGUCGCUGGGCGCCAAAGACCCGCGACGGUACCCAAGUUCGGCGAAUGGGAUGCAGCGGACCCGAAAUCAGCAGGAUACACGGUCAUCUUCAACCAGGUUAAAGAGGAAAAGAAGACAGCCGUCGCUUGGGUCCCCGCAGUUCCGGUUCAACCUGCACGAUCUCCGGCCACCGAGAGGGCGCACCACAAUGAUUCGUACUGGAUUGGGGUAUGCACCAAGCUUGGUUUCCUGUAUUCUCCAUGCGUUACUUGAGAUGCACUCCAUCUUCUAAUCCUGUGUGUACAACCGACGCUCGGCAGCUAUUCCCAUGCCUACGCCCCAGCGUCAGAUACUGAUCGAGAAGAAGUCCAAAUGGUCAAGACGGUGCGACGAAUUCGAUCGAACAACUUGUGGUUGCAUGGGUUGGAUACGCUCAGCAUGGUCUGUUCGACGAGAUAUGUUUGGCACAACUCGACAUGUGUGUACUGUGAGUGGGGCUGUCAUCUGCUAUUGUUUUGGUCCAAAAGCUGGAGGUCUCGUAGUUAGUAUCCGGCCAACAAUCAAGCAAAAAAGAACAAUGCAUAUGAACACUUCAUUAUCUUCUUCCA
Musa acuminata subsp. malaccensis (wild Malaysian banana) is the source of this 1114-nucleotide messenger RNA. RefSeq names its product RPM1-interacting protein 4. The record is from RefSeq and is a predicted model, not a curated record. Gene Ontology annotation, cellular component: plasma membrane. Lineage: Eukaryota; Viridiplantae; Streptophyta; Magnoliopsida; Zingiberales; Musaceae.